CCUAACCCAUAUAACCACUAGGGUUUUGAAGUCCCUAUCUUUCUAUCAGAAGAAGAGCUUCUUCUCACAUCUCUGCAGCUGCCGCAAAAAACACGAAAGGGCUUACAUUCUGCAGCCAUGAUUAUUCCAGAGAAGAACAGAAGAGAAAUCUCCAAGUACCUCUUUCAAGAGGGAGUUUGCUAUGCAAAGAAGGACUUCAACCUUGCAAAGCACCCGGAGAUUGACGUUCCUAAUCUCCAGGUUAUUAAGCUCAUGCAGAGCUUCAAAUCCAAGGAAUAUGUUCGUGAGACAUUUGCUUGGAUGUACUACUACUGGUAUCUUACCAAUGACGGGAUUGAGUUUUUGAGGACGUACCUGAAUCUUCCAUCAGAAAUUGUUCCUGCCACCUUGAAGAAACAAGCGAAGCCUGCUGGAGGUCGGCCAUUUGGUGGCCCACCUGGUGACCGCCCACGAGGCCCACCUCGCUUUGAAGGAGACCGUCCAAGAUUUGGUGACCGUGAUGGUUAUCGUGGGGGCCCUCGAGGGGGUGAAGGUGGUGAGAAGGGAGGAGCACCAGCAGAUUACCAGCCUGCAUUUCGGGGCACUGGUGGAAGGCCAGGCUUUGGUCGUGGAGGAGGAGGUUAUGGUGCAGCACAAACCAGUUCCCCUGGCUUUACUUGAAGGUGGUUGCUUGUCCUCCCAUACUUUUGUGUUUUUAUUUAAUGUUGUGGUGCAGAGUUAAGAAAUUUUCUUGUGCCCUUGUUCAACUCUCUUAGCAAUUUGCUUCUUUGAGAACAACAUUGAGAUGGCUAUAAAUUAAUUUUGUUACUGUUUGAGAAA
Populus trichocarpa (black cottonwood) is the source of this 819-nucleotide messenger RNA. RefSeq names its product 40S ribosomal protein S10-1. Gene Ontology annotation, cellular component: cytosolic small ribosomal subunit. The record is from RefSeq and is a predicted model, not a curated record. The coding region runs from base 118 to 660 and encodes 180 amino acids. NCBI's taxonomy places the organism in Eukaryota, Viridiplantae, Streptophyta, Magnoliopsida, Malpighiales, Salicaceae. Gene Ontology annotation, molecular function: structural constituent of ribosome; RNA binding. The transcript has 5 exons.